Racocetra fulgida is the source of this 834-nucleotide messenger RNA. NCBI's taxonomy places the organism in Eukaryota, Fungi, Glomeromycota, Glomeromycetes, Diversisporales, Gigasporaceae. The record is from the annotation of a GenBank genome assembly.
AUGUUAAAAAUCAGUAUGAUGCAAAUAUAUAUAACCAUUUCAUCAGUUUUAGAAAUAAUUAAAGUCAUUGAGAUCGUUCCAUCUGCAGCAAUAAUCUUUAAUAAUGAUCUGUUACUUUCAGCUACCCUUACUCUCAAUGACGGAACAUCAAAUACAGUAAACUUAGACGCACUAAGUUGUGUAAUCAUUAAUAGAGAAAAUUUUCUAAAGAUCGUAGACCUCGCCGAAGUAAAUGAAAAAGAUCAAAUAAUAAUCGAAGAAAACCAUGAAGUUAUUCAAGCUGAAGAUAUUAAUCUUGAUAGACAACCUAGUGAUCUAUCAUUAGAAAUAGAAAUGGACAUUCAAGAAAAUACUGCACAAAAUACGGAAUCGAGUUUUGAUUUAGAAGAAGAUGGCACUGAUAAUAAUGGAUUCGAUAAUCCUAUUUCACAACUUCUUGAAGAGAAUGAAUUUAGUGACACAGAUGAAAAGAUAGAUGAAAUUAUAUUUGAUUCUUUAAUUCUGUCAAGUGGAAUCAGUUCAGCAAAGAGCAACAUUACAAAGUAUAAAUAUAAUAUAAAUGAAGCGUUCAAAGUUGCAAAAAAUAAUUAUACUAAGAAUGAUCGCAGUGGUAUAGAAUAUGCUCCUUCAACAUUAACAGAAGAUAGUCCACUACCAAGUGUUAAUGAAGCCUUAGCGGUUUUACAAUCAAACGAAUAUCCGGUAACUUCAUCGCGUGAAAAAAGUAAUGAUAUUGUCGUCUUAUAUAAAAGGAGAAAAAAGAACAAGUCCAAUAUAAAUAAAGAUCGUACCCCAGAAAACCAGCUUAAUUAUGAGAAUGUUAAUAAUCCUCAG